AUGCUUGGUGUUGGAUUAAUGUGUAUAGAACUUGAAACUUCUUGGGUAGAUAAUCAUAUCGAAAUUAAUAGAGCAUCACAAAUCAUUAGAAUAUUAAUAUUUAUAACAUCACUUUUUUUAGUACUUCAAUUAAUUGAAUAUUAUUCAUUAUUAUUAUCAGAAGUAACACAUAAUUGGUUAACAAAAAGAGCUAGGGGUUUUAGAGUAACAAGACUUAAUGUUUUAAAAUCUACAAAAGUUGGGCCGUUAUUUUGGUUAGAAAUAUUAGUUUGUUCAUUACAACCUCUUCCAUUUAUUUCAACAGAAUAUACAUGGUAUAAAGAUCCAAAAUGGGGCUUAUUUAUGUGGCUCAGGUUAUAUCUCUUUUGUAGAGUACUAAGAGAUUAUAGCCCAAUCUAUAAAUUAAGACAACAUAUUACUAAACAAUUGGUAAAAGAUGUUUCUCCAAAGUUUAAUUGGGUACUCAGUUUAAAAUAUAUCAUUUCUGUUGCUCCAAUUUUAACUUAUCUAUCGUUUACAUUGGUUGUACUUUCUGUUACUGGUCAAAUAUUAUAUGUUUUCGAAAGAGAAAAGUUCUCUGGUUUUACUUUUCCAGUUGCAUUUUAUAUUUCAUUUUUAAGUAUGGUUACAGGGUGGCCAACCGACACAUAUGAUGAAUAUAACCCGCAAACUUUUAUUGGAAGAUUUUCAGCAAUUGUAUCAUGUGUCUUUGGUUUAUUAUUAUUAUCAUUUGUAAUUGAAAGUUUUGGUAGAUUAACACAAGCAACAUCACAUCAAAGACCAGUAUUAAAUAUUGUAACAUUAGUAGAGGCACAAAAGAAAGAAAGGGAUGCAGCUGCCAGAUUAAUCCAAUUGGUUUGGAGAAGAUGGAGAUGGCAAAAGACAUUUAGCAUCUCUCAAAAUCGUUCAAUGUUUAACGAUAGAGAAGCAGAUUUUUGUGUAAAAUAUAUAGAGUAUGCUAAAACAUUGGGUAGAAUGAGAAGAGAUAAAAGAGCCAUUCAAUCACAAUGCCAAGAAACUCAAAAUGACUCGACUCCUCAAAUAAUUGAACUAAAAUCAUUAUUCGAAAUGAAAUUAGAAGAGGAACGUAAUGUUAGAGAAUCCUUAGAAUCUAAAAUCAAACAAUUGGAAACAAACCAAACUAUAAUUUUAAAUCAAUUAAAUAAUUUAAUUCAAGUACAACAGUACCAAAUUCAACUUCAACAACAACAACAAAUUAAUCAACAUCAACAACAACAACAUCCAAAUUUUAAUAAUAAUAGUAAUGAAUUUAUAUAGCAAUAACAAUAUCACUUUUUUAUAUUAAAUUUAAAUUUUAUACCAAUAUAUAUAUUAUAUUAGCAAUUUAAAAUUAUUAAAGAAAAUCAUAAUAUAAUUUUAUAAUAUUUAU
This is a messenger RNA of Dictyostelium purpureum, 1390 nucleotides long. RefSeq lists its product as uncharacterized. The record is from RefSeq and is a predicted model, not a curated record. Gene Ontology annotation, biological process: potassium ion transmembrane transport. The transcript has 3 exons. Gene Ontology annotation, molecular function: small conductance calcium-activated potassium channel activity; calmodulin binding. Bases 1 to 1278 code for a protein of 425 amino acids. Gene Ontology annotation, cellular component: plasma membrane. Lineage: Eukaryota; Evosea; Eumycetozoa; Dictyosteliales; Dictyosteliaceae.